AAAACUAUGCCCUGCUGUGGCCCCGUGGCCGGAGAUGCUGCGACCGGUCUUGCUUUGGCGGCUAACGCGGCUCCGGGGCCCGGCGGUCUCCGCAGGGAACGGUGGUCGCAGGGAGGUAGCUUCCGGUGUUCCUCCUUCGGGCAGCACCUCGCCCAGAGCCCUAAACAUCUUCGACAGGGAAUUGAAGAGGAAGCAGAAAAACUGGGCAGCUCGACAGCCUGAGCCCAUGAAAUUUGACUACCUGAAGGAGGAGGUUGGCAGUCGGAUUGCAGACCGUGUGUAUGACAUAGCCAGAGAUUUUCCCCUUGCACUGGAUGUGGGAUGUGGAAGAGGCUACAUAGCACAACAUUUAAAUAAGGAGAUUGUGGGAAAGAUUUUCCAAACAGACAUUGCAGAACAUGCUUUGAAAAAUUCCUCAGAAACAGAUAUACCUACUGUGAAUAUUUUAGCUGAUGAAGAAUUCCUUCCCUUUCAAGAAAACACAUUUGACCUGGUGGUUAGCAGCUUAAGUUUGCACUGGGUGAAUGACCUUCCUAGAGCACUUGAACAGAUUCAUUAUGUCUUAAAACCAGAUGGGGUGUUUGUUGGCGCGAUGUUUGGUGGUGACACGCUCUAUGAACUUCGGUGUUCAUUACAGUUAGCAGAAACAGAACGAGAAGGAGGGUUUUCCCCACACAUUUCUCCCUUCACUGCUGUCAAUGACCUAGGACAUCUGCUUGGGAGAGCUGGUUUCAAUACCCUGACUGUGGAUACUGAUGAAAUUCAAGUUAACUAUCCUGGAAUGUUUGAAUUGAUGGAAGACUUAAAAGGUAUGGGUGAGAGCAACUGUUCUUGGAACAGAAAAGCCCUGCUGCACCGAGACACAAUGCUGGCAGCUGCAGCGGUUUACAGAGAAAUGUACAGAAAUGAGGAUGGCUCCAUACCUGCCACUUACCAAAUCUACCACAUGAUAGGAUGGAAAUACCAUGACUCUCAGGCAAGGCCAGCUGAAAGAGGCUCUGCAACUGUGUCAUUUGGAGAACUAGCAAAACUAAAUGAUGUCAUGUCACAGGGAAAAAAAGAAUAAAUAAUUUAUUCAAUUAUAAUGAAUUUUAGAAUUUUCAUCAGAAAUGAAUAACGUUCACAUCUAAAUUAUUGCAAUUUGAAGCAAGAAGCAAUGUAUUAAGCUAUUUCCUAGCAACCUAAUACUGAUCAGUACUUAGUAACUAUUCCAGGUUCUCAUUGUUUCUAUUUAUAUGAGGAUGUUGUUACCUAGUGUUUUAGGCAUCUUUGCAGAUUCAGCCUGAAAGCAAAGGAAAUGUUUUCCUGUGGCGGAGGGGAGGGAGUGGCUUGAGGUAAAACUAGAAAUAUGUGCAUUUGAUAGGAAAACAUUACUCACACUAGCAUUCUGUACCUUUCUGCCUUCUUGUCUUUUGUUAUCUCUGUGGGCGGAUCACAGCUCUGGAGGUGAGAGGAGGGGAAUGCUAGAUUUCUGUGCUGUUCAGUGGAAGCACUUUUCAUAGUGACUGCCGUAGACACUGAGGCCAAAAUUAUUUCUUACACUUCUUUUUGUUUAUUUGAUUUUGGAGACUGGUCUUACUGUGUAACCUUAUCUGGGCUGUUACUCACUAUGUAGACUAGGCUGGACUCAAACUGCCUUUAGUGUUCAGAUUACAGGCAUGCUGUACCACAUGUAGGUGUUUGUCACACGUUUGUCUUGUCUAGAUGGCCAGAGGAUUCAGAACAUUCUACAAAACUACUAUAUGAUUAUGGAUUUUGAAAGAACAUCUCUUUACGAGAUCCACCUCCUUUCCCUGAGUGUGUUAUUUUUGUUGCUGUUAGUUUUGAUGUUGUUUUUAAGGUUUUAAAGUUUUAUGUGUAUGUGUAUUUUGCCUACAUGUUUGUACCAUGUGUAUGCUUGGUAUCUUCAGAGACCAGAAG
Molecule: messenger RNA, 1920 nt
Organism: Microtus oregoni (creeping vole)
Lineage: Eukaryota; Metazoa; Chordata; Mammalia; Rodentia; Cricetidae
Gene: Ndufaf5
Product: NADH:ubiquinone oxidoreductase complex assembly factor 5
Exons: 11
Coding region: 35-1066 (343 amino acids)
Biological process (GO): mitochondrial respiratory chain complex I assembly
Cellular component (GO): mitochondrion
Molecular function (GO): S-adenosylmethionine-dependent methyltransferase activity
Source: RefSeq, a predicted model, not a curated record